Molecule: messenger RNA, 351 nt
Organism: Encephalitozoon cuniculi GB-M1
Lineage: Eukaryota; Fungi; Microsporidia; Unikaryonidae
Product: transcription elongation factor SPT4
Exons: 1
Coding region: 1-351 (116 amino acids)
Biological process (GO): chromatin organization; positive regulation of DNA-templated transcription, elongation; mRNA processing
Cellular component (GO): nucleus; DSIF complex
Molecular function (GO): RNA polymerase II complex binding; zinc ion binding
Source: RefSeq, marked provisional
AUGGAAGAGAAGUUCAAGGGAACUUUGAGCGGCAAGCUUCGUGCAUGUCUAGGGUGCUCGCAAAUAAAGACGCUAAAUGGGUUUAGGAAGGACGGGUGUGAGAACUGUCCAAUGCUGAAUAUGAAAGGGAAUGUCACGAACGUUAGCGAGUGCACCUCUAGUAAGUUCAAAGGAGUCGUGGCACUUCUGCAGCCGUCCAACAGCUGGGUAGGAAAGUGGCAGAGGAUAGGAGAGUUUAGGAAGGGACUCUAUGCAAUGGUUGUGGAGGGAGCUCUUUCUGAGGACUUCAUCAAAGACCUUGAGCAGCAUGGAAGGAUAUACUAUGAAAGGACAGAAUCUUUUACGCUGUGA